This is a messenger RNA of Thunnus maccoyii (southern bluefin tuna), 2928 nucleotides long. Its product is annotated as 1-phosphatidylinositol 4,5-bisphosphate phosphodiesterase delta-1-like. The coding region runs from base 59 to 2407 and encodes 782 amino acids. The transcript is spliced from 16 exons. Gene Ontology annotation, molecular function: calcium ion binding; phosphatidylinositol-4,5-bisphosphate phospholipase C activity. Gene Ontology annotation, biological process: phosphatidylinositol-mediated signaling; lipid metabolic process. NCBI's taxonomy places the organism in Eukaryota, Metazoa, Chordata, Actinopteri, Scombriformes, Scombridae. The record is from RefSeq and is a predicted model, not a curated record.
AGCUGCCUGCCAGCCAUCAGCAAAACCAUCCCAACUGACCAUAAAGCUGUGAAACCAAAUGAGCUGUGUUUCAGCACCUGAGGACACCAUGAAACGUCUGCAAAGAAAGAAAAAAAUCAGCAGAUCUGUGGAAUUACUCCAGGAGCCAGGACUCCAGGAGCCGGGCUCCCCUGCCAGGAGCCAGUCGAUGAUAGACAUGAGCGCAGAGUUCCUGGGUAUGGAGGACGACCCGGACCUCCAGUUCCUUCUACGGGGAGGAGACCUACUCAAGGUCCGCUCCUCAUUCUGGAAGAAGACCCGCCAUUACAGACUCAAGGAGGACUGCAGGACCGUGUGGUACAAAUCGAAGAAAACCUUCAAGACAAAGCAGACCUUUUCACUUGAUGACAUCGAGGAGGUUCGAGAGGGCCGUCAGUCGGAGGGCUUGAAGAAGUACAUAGAGGAGCAGAUGGAGGGCCGCUGCUUCUCCAUCAUCUUCAAGGGGCGCCGCAAGAAACUGGAUCUCAUUGCCAGCUCAGAAGAGGAGGCCAAGCAGUGGGUCAGCAGCCUGCAGAAAAUGGUCUCCAACAUAAACAACCUCAGCGACCAGCAGAAGGCAGACCACUGGAUCAUCAGCUGCCUGAUGAAGUCAGAUGAGAACAAAGAUGACAAGUGGAGUCAGUCAGAGGUCAAGAACUUCCUGCAACUGAUAAACAUCGAAGUGGACGACAACUAUGCAGAAACACUCUUCAAGGAGUCCAACAAAUCAAAAUCUGGAUACUUGUCUGCAGAAGAGAUCGAACAUUUCUAUGACCUGUUGACCCAACGGAAGGAAAUCGGGGUGCUCUACAGAAGGUAUGCUACAACCACAGGCUUCAUGAGCCCUGAAAACCUGGUGGAGUUCCUGAUGAAAGAACAGAGAGAGAAAACAACGCUGGCUGACGCACACAAGAUUAUUAAGAAGUUCCCGCCUUGUCCUCAUUCAGCCAAAGAGAAGAAGCUGCUGUCCAAAGAUGGCUUCCUCAUGUACCUGCAAAAUCCUGAGGCCUUGGUCCUCAAUCCAGAGCACAAGAAGGUGUACCAGGACAUGAGCCAGCCUCUCAACCACUACUUCAUCUCCUCCUCGCAUAACACCUAUCUCAUGGAGGAUCAGCUCAAAGGGCCCAGCAGCACCGAGGCUUAUAUCAAUGCUCUGAAGAAGGGCUGCCGCUGUGUGGAGCUGGACUGCUGGGAUGGAUCAGAUGACGAGCCAGUGAUCUCUCAUGGCCACACACUCACCUCCAAGAUCCUCUUCAAAGACGUGAUCGAAGUUAUCAAGGAGUAUGCCUUUAAGACGUCCGAUUACCCAGUGAUCCUCUCCCUGGAGAACCACUGCAGUGUGAAGCAGCAGAGAGUUAUGGCCCACCAUAUGACCUCCAUCCUGGGCAGUGCACUCGUCACCUCUCCUUUGGGGGAAGGAAUGCCCACAAACUUCCCUUCUCCUGAGGAGCUAAAGCGGAAGUUCCUGAUUAAAGGGAAGAGGUUAAACAAACUUGAGACCUGCUUUGCUACUGAGGCGGCCACUGAUGAGGACACCGAUGUGACGGAGGAGGAAGAGUUCAGUGAUGAGGAUGAACUGGAGGAGGAAGAAAAGAGGAAGAAACUAGCGAAAGAGCUGUCCAACUUGGUGAUCUACUGUGAGAGCGUCCACUUCCACGGCUUUAAGCAUGCCAGAAAGAACCAGAGCUUCUACGAGAUGUCUUCCUUCCAGGAAGGAAAGGCCAUGGAUCUGGCAGAGAAAUGGGCUAAUGCCUACAUCCAUCAUAAUGUGGACAAGCUGAGCCGCAUCUAUCCAAAAGGCACCAGGACUAACUCGUCCAACUACAACCCAGUACCCCUGUGGAACGCUGGCUGCCAAAUCGUGGCCUUAAACUUCCAGACGACCUGCAAGAACAUGGAUUUGAACCAGGGCAGAUUCCUGAUCAAUGGGAAAAGCGGCUACAUCCUGAAACCAGCCUAUAUGAGAGACAGAUCCACAAAAUUCAACCCCAAGCACAAGAUGCUCUAUAUCACGGUUAUAUCAGCCCAGCAGCUCCCCAAAGUGAACCAGAAGAAAUCUUCCAUUGUUGACCCGCUGGUUAAAGUGGAGGUCUAUGGAGUGCCAGAUGAUGAACAAGUGCAAGAGACCAGUCAUGUUGAAAACAAUGGUUUUAACCCAAAGUGGAACACAAAAUUCCAGUUUGAUGUGCACGUGCCAGAGCUGGCACUGGUGCGCUUUGUUGUGAAAGACCAUGAAUCCAUGUCUGCUAAUGAGUUUGUUGCACAGUACACACUUCCAUUCAACAGCUUAAAAAUGGGAUACAGACAUGUGCCUCUGCUUGAUAAAAACGGAGACCCUCUCCCCUCAGCUGGACUCUUCGUGCGCAUCAAUGUCCUCGAUGUUGAAUAAAAUGUUACUGCCUGGCUUUGUCUCGUUGCAGGACACUAGGACUUCCAUCACAUAGCUAUGUUUUAGCUAUUUUUAAUUGAAUUUUGUAUUCUUUUUUUUUUUAAUGCUCUUUAGCUGUAGUCCAUAAUUAACUUGUUGGCUUACAUUCUUCUCACAGUAGUGUGACAGUAGUGUCAGUUUAAACUAAAACUCUCCAUCUACAACUGGAAAUUAGUAGUGUUGGUAGGUGGGUACAUGCAUGCAAAUACUGUACAUACACACACUUCACAAUGCUGCAUAUGAAUCACAUUACAGGAACUAUUAUUCAACCUUUUUUAAUUGGUUUGUAUGAGUUGCACUAGUGAUGGCAUUGAUUUUUUUUUUUGUAGACAACAUGUGUCCCUCAUUUCUGGUCAGUUAACAUAUUGUGUAUUAAAAUCUCUUUAUUCAAAUGACCAGUUCAUGAAUUCUGGAUAAACUAUGUGCUUUGUUUUAAUCAGUACUUUUAGUCAAGUAUGAAUCAUUUUUCAUGUAACAUCAUA